Molecule: messenger RNA, 669 nt
Organism: Cyclocybe aegerita
Lineage: Eukaryota; Fungi; Basidiomycota; Agaricomycetes; Agaricales; Hemipholiotaceae
Source: the annotation of a GenBank genome assembly
AUGAUGGCGAGCUUCAUGAGCUACUUUGGAGCGGGUCGGAAGGACCCCAAGCAGACGGCGCGCGACGCCAUCGUCGGGCUGCGGCAGCAGCUGCAGAUGAUCGAGAAGAAGGAGGAGUACCUGCAGAAGAAGAUCGAGGAGGAGACGAAGAAGGCGAAGGCCAACGCUGUGACGAAUAAGGCUGUGGCUACGGCUGCCCUGAAGCGGAAGAAGAUGUCGGAGCUGGAGCUGGACAGGCUAUCAGGGAGCCGGCUGCAGCUCGAGAUGCAGGUGAACACGCUCGAGUCGGCCAACCUCAAUGCGGAGACGAUGGCGGCUAUGAAGAAGGCCUCGGACGCGCUCAAGGUCAUCCAUGGUAAUCUGACGCUGGACAAGGUGGACUCAACGAUGAAUGCCGUGAACGAGCAACGCGAGCUGGCGAACGAGGUGGCGGAAGCACUCGCGAACCCGGUAUAUGGUGCUCCAGAGCUAGACGAUGACGAGCUGAAAGCGGAGCUCGAGGAACUACAAGAAGAGGCCCUGAACGAGCGCCUGAAUCUUGCGGAUCAUGUCCCAGUGCAUCUGCCACCAGGAGCGACGAAGGUCGACGACAAGACACGAACACCAGCUGCGGUGGAAGACGACGAAGAGGCGCAGCUCAAGGAGUUGCAAGCGGCAAUGGCGAUGUAG